Messenger RNA from Patiria miniata (bat star), 2916 nucleotides. Its product is annotated as small ubiquitin-related modifier 2-A-like. Gene Ontology annotation, cellular component: nucleus. NCBI's taxonomy places the organism in Eukaryota, Metazoa, Echinodermata, Asteroidea, Valvatida, Asterinidae. The coding region runs from base 113 to 415 and encodes 100 amino acids. The transcript has 5 exons. The record is from RefSeq and is a predicted model, not a curated record. Gene Ontology annotation, molecular function: ubiquitin-like protein ligase binding; protein tag activity. Gene Ontology annotation, biological process: protein sumoylation.
CAUCCAAUCAGGAGACGUGUAGCAUUUAGCAUUGCACAUGUGAAUGCUUUAUUGGCAGCAGUCGGAGGUGCUAGCGCUAGCUGACAGGUGAAGUUUCGCACAAACCACAAAGAUGUCGGAACAAGUACCGAAACAAUCUACGGAUGUCAAGGACAAAUCAAAUGACCAGAUCCUCGUCAAAGUGAGAGGACAAGACAAUUCCAUCAUACAGUUUAAAAUCAAGAAGGGAACGCCCUUCAGGAAACUGAUGUGCGCAUACUGCGAGAAGCAGGGAGUGCAACUGGACAUCAUGAGGUUUAGAUUUGAUGGCGUUGCGAUUGGACACAAUGACACCCCACGCUCGAUCGAUAUUGAGGAUGAUGACACAAUAGAAGCAUACAUGCCACAAACAGGCGGGCAGUGGUCGAGACACUGAAACACUCAAAUUCACCCUCUGGAUUAUCAUGGAACAGCAACCUCACAACCCUCCGGAAUAACAACACCCUCUUCCAAAAAAUGAAUAAUGGUUCCAGUAUUGUGCACAGUCUAACAUCACCAUGGUUCUCUAGUUCUCGGUUUUUUGUUUCCAAUACUCAAAACUCACAUUCACUACACAGGCGGGGAAUCCUAAUUUGGGAUAUUAAUGAUACAACAUUGGUCAUAAAAUGACUUCCUAGGGUCGGAAUGCUGGCAUCUGUGCUCGUUUCUAUUGACUUCUAUUGAAAGAGUCAUUAUUGAACCCAUGUAUCUUUAAAGCCAUCUUUGUUUGGUACCCUGUAUUCAGAGCAAUCACUCUAUUGGAUUCCUUCUUUUUUUUUAAGUGCCAGCCUAUUUUGAUUCAGAUGAAUUCAUUGUCUCCCCUCUCCUGCAUGUAGAAACUGUUGUAUCAACCUUGACGUUAAAGGUCCAUGGAUUUCAUAGUGGAAAAUUUGUGACCAAAAAAAAUCCAACUCUUGAUCCACCAUUUUUGUAUUGCCACCUUUUUUGAUAGUACAAAACACUUUGGUUGUAUAACUGCGUGAAAUUCCUAGCUUUUGAGCUUGGGCAAGUAUUGGGGUUUUUACUAGUCGGUUGAAACUUAAGCAAAGCUAAAAAAAAAUUCUGAUUUUUUUCCCCCCAAAUUCCUGUCAUUUGAUGCUUCUUUUUGCUCAAAAUAACACCCCGAAAAAGUAAGACUGGUGAACGUCUUUUCAUUAAAUGAUUGAUUCCUGUCACUGAGCGAGGGAAAAUGGUUGAUUUUUAAAAAAUUGUUUAAUUAUUCUGAAGUAAUAUGUUUGGUUUAUUCCCUCAGAAGUAUCAGUUGCUAAAAUAAUUUGAUGCCAAAUUGAGACACGAUAGGACUUGGGAUUUGGCAUAAUUUUGGAGAAAAAAAUCCAAAGGAUCAUUGGGUGUACAUGUGUAAAUAAGUAUCGUAUUGUGUUCCGUAAAUACAUACACUGCGCAUGAACAUAUCGUGCUUUGAAUGGAUGGUUGGUUAUAAUCGUGUAGAUCUGGACAAACUUAGAUUUUGCAUUAAAUAACUAUUUAUGAGCACUUCUCGUUUAAUCCGGUCAAGUAAAAAAAAAAUCUUAACCCUGCUUACAGGUGGAGAGUGGUUUUAAAUUGUGGUAAACUGGUUUUAAAUUGUGGUAAACUGGUUAUCACAUUUUAUUUGGGUUAGUGAAACACACGGCAGGCAGCAAAACCACGAUACAGCAAAACCGUUACUUGCUUGGAUUAUAGUUUGCCAAUACGAGAUCUGUUCUGCUGAACUCAGUUCAAGCAUUUGUCCCUUUUUGUCAGUUUCUUGUUUGUUCACCCGGUACAACCGCGGUGAUUUUUAAAAAUUAGUCAAGAUUUUGUCAUCUGCUUCAAAUUAACUAUAUCCACACAUGCAUAACCCAACAUAGCACAGUUAUUUACUCACGUGUAUAAAAAAAAAUUAAAAAAACACUGCAUGUUUUCAUGUUCAUGUAAUUUAACUUUUUUUGGUAGUUUUAAAUGUGUGUAAAUAUCGUAGGAAAUCAGCUUUGCUACUUGUACUUUGCUACUUGUACUAAGCGUUUGUCUUAAAGCUUUCUGUGUAGAUUAUUUGUCGGUUAUCAACUUGUCAAUAAGAUGUUGAAUGCCAUUUUCAGAAAACAAAAUUCUGGUUUAUUUAGGGUGGUCUAGAAAUUGGGAAAACGACAUAAUUCAGUUGAGAUGUUAAAUUGUAUCAUUACCAGCCUCAUCUUUUUUGUUUUGCCAGAUAAAAAUGUGCAGUCUUGCAUGCGUUUAUGUAUGAACUGAAGUGAAACUUGUUGGGAAGUAUAACAAUUCAGUUGGAGCAAGUAAUGUGGCACAUUUUUUGAGGAUAGGAAUUUGAGACACAGAGUAUGUCAUUUUUGCUUGAAACUUGGUUUGACAUUGAAUCUGCGAGCACUUUGUAAUUGAAGGUUGAAGAUCAACUCGUGUUGAAAGUCUGGGAGACUCAACUACUAUAAAAAAUACACUCAAAAAUAACAUUUUAAGCUUCUGGGCUUAGUGGUAUGUUGGUAAAAUCUACAAAUUGGUGGGUCAAAAAAUGAAUGCAUUUAUUGUGUCUUGACCUUCAGAAAAGAAACAUUCUGUUAAAUUAUGCUUGUUAUGAUAAGGUGUUGUAAUUUUCUCGUCAGUUUAUGAUAAGCAGAUUUUGCAGAAGGAAGCACAGAAUUAAUAUCCAUCCUUUGUUUAUGUCGUGUAAAUUAGCUUUCCCAAAACAUGUUUUUCCCCCCUCAAGAAAUGGCUGCGGAAUCAACAGAAAGGUGCCAAAAUAUAGGACACUUGUUUCCCUAAAUUGUAGUUGAGUUAGCAAUACCCGUAAUGUUAAACAGAUUGUAUGUUUUAGUAUUUGUUUUCUUUCUAUUUCAGUGAAAUCAAAUUUUGUUCUGUAUGUCAUUGUCAGUUUGUUUAAUAAACCAAGUCCAAAAAUAAAAGGAA